Amyelois transitella is the source of this 2089-nucleotide messenger RNA. RefSeq names its product pyridoxal kinase (gene Pdxk). The record is from RefSeq and is a predicted model, not a curated record. Gene Ontology annotation, biological process: pyridoxal 5'-phosphate salvage. Bases 187 to 1083 code for a protein of 298 amino acids. Gene Ontology annotation, cellular component: cytosol. Gene Ontology annotation, molecular function: pyridoxal kinase activity. NCBI's taxonomy places the organism in Eukaryota, Metazoa, Arthropoda, Insecta, Lepidoptera, Pyralidae. The transcript has 5 exons.
AAGAUCCAUUACCUAGCCAUGCCAUCUUCUCAAGGCCAUACAUAGCAAGGCUGAUUAAAUAUAUCGAAUUCAUUUAGUUUUCGUUCGCCUUAGCUUUGAAAAUAACAGCUCACCGACUUGGCAAUUAUAUAUAUUUAACUUCGCACAUAAAGGUUUACGCAGCUUACUGUACAAAUUUAAAGGAAAAUGAGUCAACCAAGUCCUAGAGUUCUUUCAAUUCAAAGUCAUGUAGUACAUGGCUAUGUAGGCAACAAAAGUGCAGUAUUUCCUCUUCAGGUUUUAGGUUUUGAAGUAGACUCUAUAAAUACUGUACAAUUCUCAACACACACUGGCUACAAAACCAUUAAGGGUACUGUUCUCAAAAAUGAAGAAAUGGAGGAGAUAGUGGAAGGUCUGAUUGCCAAUGAUGUCCACUUCUACACACACUUCCUAACUGGCUACUCAAGAUCAGCAGACUCUAUGAAACAAGUUGCUGAAAUAAUAAAAAAAUUGAGGUUGAAAAAUCCCAAUCUUGUUUAUGUGUGUGACCCAGUGAUGGGAGAUGACGGCAGAAUGUACGUGCCAGAGGACAUAUUACCAGUGUACAGAGAUAUAAUAGUUCCCCUGGCAGACAUAAUCACUCCUAACCAGUUUGAGGCAGAACUGCUGACAGGUCUCAAGAUGAAAAGUGUGGAGGACGCACUGAAGGUCACCAAGGCGUUCCAUGAGAAGGGAGUGAAGACUGUCGUUUUGUCUAGUACCGAGUUGGGAAAUGGCAGUACGAUGAUUGGACUGGCAAGCACGCCUGAAUCCUGCUACAAAAUUGAAAUACCAAAAGUGGAGUCCACAUUUACUGGCACAGGUGACCUUUUUGCUGCAUUAUUCCUGGCUUGGUGGCACAAAACUAACAACGACGUCAAAUCAACCUUAGAAAAGACGAUUGCGACCAUGCAAAGUAUUGUCACAGACACGUUUAAUACAGCCAGGCAAAUUCAGCCCACAGGAACCCUUCCCCCAGCUCUUAGGGAACUCAGAUUGAUACAGAACAAGAAUGUCAUUGUAAAUCCUAUUGUGAAAAUCAAUGCUGUAGAAAUUACCUCUUAGUAUAGUAGUGUUAUUAACGCCUAAAUUCGAAUGCAUUACAAGAAAAUGUUACUAGUGCUAUCUCCGUUACUCUGACUGGUAAGAUGAUUUGCUUAAAAUAAUUAUACAAGUACCAUUAGAUAUUUUUAUCUGAACACAUAUACUUGUGUCCUGUGUUACACACACAUACUUAAUGCGCAAGCGCAAACUGCUUUUUUUAUGUCAUGUGCAAUAUAAAUUUGAAAAUGUUUGCGUACAUAACUUUUUGUAUGCUUAGUAUAUAAAAAUGUGACAAAUAAAUGGGCAAUUUAGACAUAAGUUAAAAUAUGUUAAAUGUUCUGACCAGACAAUAAUCAAAAGACAAUAAGUACUAAUAAAACUGUAAUGUAUAAUCAUGUAUUAAUCGUAUGAAGUUAAAUAAUGUUGGUAAAUAUAUGUGCCAUCCAAUAUCAAUUCAAACUUAUUGUUUAAUUAGAUUUCCAUAAAGGUUUAUUGACAGUAUAUUUGACAUAAAAAAUAGGUUUAGGUAGUUAAUUAUACAAAUACAAUGCACAUCGUCGUCUUCGAUCGUCGAUGAUUUGUUAUAGUUAUAACACAUUAGUUCGGUCGACCGUUCUAAAAAUCCUCAUUUCAAACAUUGUAAGAAAAAUUUUAAGCUAAUAAUGUUUAUUAAACGUGAAUGCAUUAAAAAAUAGUCAAAGUGAAGAUGUAUAUUUAUAUUAGGGUAAUAACUUGGCUAUCUAUUCCAUUUAUAGAUUUUGUCAGCCAGUGCGCAUUAUAAAAAUAUAGCUGUUAUACAAAGAUUAUUAUAGGUAUGAUAUUUUAUUUGACCAAUAAACAUUAACUUCCAUUUAAUUUUAUCUGUGAUAAAAUUAAAAUCUAUAGCGAGGUAACAUAAUCAUUAGAAAUAAGCUAUAUGCAUUGAAUUGUUCAAUAUUGAAUGUUAAUGAUUUAAAUUUUACACUUUGUUGAUUUUUUUUAUUUUACUAUCUUUUUAAGUUAAGGAAAAUAAAUAUUUUGAUGUUAA